This is a messenger RNA of Saimiri boliviensis boliviensis (Bolivian squirrel monkey), 2739 nucleotides long. It is a transcript of the gene NEK4, whose product is annotated as NIMA related kinase 4. The record is from RefSeq and is a predicted model, not a curated record. Gene Ontology annotation, biological process: protein phosphorylation. Lineage: Eukaryota; Metazoa; Chordata; Mammalia; Primates; Cebidae. Gene Ontology annotation, molecular function: protein kinase activity; ATP binding.
AGCAUGCGCAGGACUGCUCCCGGCCGCGAUCACUAUGGUAGCGGCGUCUUCGUGGGCCCGGGCGCCGCGGUCCUGCCCAGGCGCGGCUGCCUCAACAGCUGCCCCUCUUGCAGCCUCUCGGGCAUGAACCGAGCCUUCUGUUGCCUCCCGCUACCCUACCCGCCGUUGCCCUUGCAUCCCGACUCUGGGCCCCCGCUGGGAACAUGCCUCUGGCUUCCUACUGCUACCUGCGGGUCGUGGGCAAGGGAAGCUACGGAGAGGUGACACUCGUGAAGCACCGGCGGGACGGCAAGCAGUACGUCAUCAAAAAACUGAACCUCCGAAAUGCCUCUAGCCGAGAGCGGCAAGCUGCUGAACAGGAAGCCCAGCUCUUGUCUCAGCUGAAGCAUCCCAACAUUGUCACCUACAAGGAGUCCUGGGAGGGAGGAGACGGUCUACUCUACAUUGUCAUGGGUUUCUGUGAAGGAGGUGAUCUGUACCGAAAGCUCAAGGAACAGAAAGGGCAGCUUCUGCCUGAGAAUCAGGUGGUAGAGUGGUUUGUACAGAUCGCCAUGGCUUUACAGUAUUUACAUGAAAAGCACAUCCUUCAUCGAGAUCUGAAAACUCAAAAUGUCUUCCUAACAAGAACAAACAUCAUCAAAGUGGGGGACCUAGGAAUUGCCCGAGUGUUAGAGAACCACUGUGACAUGGCUAGCACCCUCAUUGGCACACCCUACUACAUGAGCCCUGAAUUGUUCUCAAACAAACCCUACAACUAUAAGUCUGAUGUUUGGGCUCUAGGAUGCUGUGUCUAUGAAAUGGCUACCCUGAAGCAUGCUUUCAAUGCAAAAGAUAUGAAUUCUUUAGUUUAUCGGAUUAUUGAAGGAAAGCUGCCGCCAAUGCCAAGAGAUUAUAGCCCAGAGCUGGCAGAACUGAUAAGAACAAUGCUGAGCAAAAGGCCUGAAGAAAGGCCGUCUGUGAGGAGCAUUCUGAGGCAGCCUUAUAUCAAGCGCCAAAUCUCCUCCUUUUUGGAGGCCACAAAGACAAAAACCUCCAAAAAUAACAUUAAGAAUGGUGACUCGAAAUCCAAGCCUGUUGCUACAGUGGUUUCCAGAAAGUCAGAAUCAAAUCAUGAAGUAAUCCACCCUCAACCACACUCUUCUGAAGGUUCUCAGACAUAUAUAAUGGUUGAAGGCAAAUGUUUGUCUGAGGAGAAACCCAGGGUCUCUGGUCCCUUGAAGUCACCUGCCAGCCUGAAAGCCCAUACCUGCAAACAGGACUUGAGCAAUACCACAGAACUAGCCACAAUCAGUAGGGUAAAUAUUGACAUCUUACCUGCAAAAGGGAAGGACUCAUUGAGCGAUGGCUUUGUUCAGGAGAAUCAGCCAACACACUUGGAUGCCUCUAAUGAGUUAGGAGGUAAAUGCAAUAUUUCUCAAGUGGAAAAGGAGAUGCUACAGGACAACACUAAAUCCAGUGCUCAGCCUGAAAACCUGAUUCCCAUGUGGUCCUCUGAAGUCACUGGGGAAAAGAAUGAACCAUUGAAGCCUCUGCAGCCCCUAAUCAAAGAACAAAAGCCAAAAGACCAGGAUCAAGUUGCUGGUGAAUGUAUUAUAGAAAAACAGGGCAGAAUCCACCCAGAUUUACAGCCACACAACUCUGGAUCUGAACCUUCCCUGUCUCGACAGCAACGGCAGAAGAAGAGAGAACAGACUGAGCACAGAGGGGAAAACAGACAGUUCCAAGAGUCACCUCGAAUUUUGCCCUCUCAUCCCAUUGUUGGAAAAGUGAAUAUCACAUCAACACAAAAAGAUGCUGAAAACCAAUGUAGAGUGGUCACUGGGUCUGUGAGCAGUUCAAGGAGCAGUGGGAUGUUAUCAUCAAAGGAUCGACCAUUAUCAGCCAGAGAGAGGAGGCGACUAAAGCAGUCACAGGAAGAAAUGUUCUCUUCAGGCCCUUCAGUGAGGAAAGCUUCUCUGAGUGCAGCAGUGCCAGGGAAACCCCAGGAGGAAGACCAGCCCGUGCCUGCCCGACGGCUCUGUUCUGACUGCAGUGUCACUCAGGAAAGGAAACUGAUUCAUUGUCUCUCUGAAGAUGAGUUAAGUUCUUCUACAAGUUCAACUGAUAAGUCAGAUGGGGAUUCCAAGGAAGGGAAAGAUCAGACAAAUGAAAUUAAUGCCUUGGUACAAUUGAUGACUCAGACCCUGAAACUGGGUUCUAAAGAGAACUGUGAAGAUCUCCUAGUAGCAAAUCCAGUGUCAGAAUUCAGACUUCAUCGGAAGUUUCGGGACACACUGAUGCUUCAUGGGAAAGUUGCAGAAGAGGCAGAGGAACUCCAUUUUAAAGAGCUACCUUCAGCUAUCGUGCCAGGUUCUGAAAAGAUCAGGAGACUAGUUGAAGUCUUGAGAGCUGAUGUAAUUCGGGGCCUGGGAGUUCAGCUUUUAGAGCAGGUGUAUGAUCUUUUGGAAGAGGAGGAUGAAUUCGAGAGAGAGGUACGUUUGCAGGAGCACAUGGGUGAAAAAUAUACAAGUUACAGUGUGAAAGCUCGCCAGUUGAAAUUUUUUGAAGAAAACAUGAAUUUUUGAGCAUUUGUCCUAAUCUGCUGCCAGAAUUAAAGACCUAUUUUCAGAGGUUUUUAACUUAAAAAACAAGGGCGAACGGUUAUUUGGAGGCCAUUCAUUACUGUUUUAUAUCUCUUUGGAGUUUUCUUACAGAAAAGAAAUUGGACAGAACAGACCAAUAUGAAGCAGGAUCACAAAA